Ilex paraguariensis (yerba mate) is the source of this 624-nucleotide messenger RNA. Lineage: Eukaryota; Viridiplantae; Streptophyta; Magnoliopsida; Aquifoliales; Aquifoliaceae. The record is from the annotation of a GenBank genome assembly.
AUGGCAGAGGCUACGUAUGUCUGUGACUACAUUCUUGGAGGUGAACUUGAUGGAUCUAGCUCAAGCAAAGAGGCUCUUCUAGAGAAAUUCAAAUUUGCAGUUUCUAAGGAUUUUGAUCCAGAGAUUGACCUGGUAAAACUUGGUAUUGCUAACCAAACUACAAUGCUGAAGGGGGAAACGGAGGAGAUUGGGAAACUAGUGGAGAGGACCAUGAUGCGUAAAUAUGGAGUGGAAAAAAUCAACGACCACUUCAUUAGUUUCAACACAAUUUGUGAUGCCACACAAGAGCGGCAAGAUGCCAUGUAUAAGCUGGUGGAUGAACAACUUGAUCUCAUGUUAGUAAUUGGUGGGUGGAACUCAAGCAACACUUCACACCUACAAGAGAUUGCAGAGGACCGUGGAAUCCCUUCAUAUUGGGUUGAUAGUGAGCAGAGAAUAGGUCCUGGAAACAAAAUAAGUUUUAAGUUAGUGCAUGGCGAGCUGGUUGAGAAAGAGAACUGGCUACCUGAGGGUCCUGUUACAAUAGGUGUAACAUCUGGUGCAUCUACCCCUGAUAAGGUUGUUGAAGAUGUUCUUAUCAAAGUAUUCGACAUCAAACGUGAAGAAGCUCUGCAACUGGCAUAG